AUGUCCGAAGAAGAGUCUGCUCCUGCAGGGGUCGCGGCCCCCGCUGCCCUCAAGAGCCCCAAAAAGGCUUCCACGAAAGUGUGCAAAGGAAAGGCAAAGGCCGUGCCAACGCAUCCCAAGGUGUCCGCAAUGGUGACAGCAUCCAUCAGUGCGCUUAAGGAACGUGGUGGUUCAUCUCUACAAGCCAUCAAGAAAUACAUGUCUGCCAACUACAAGGUGGACGUCGAGAAGCUGUCUCCUUUCAUCCGCAAGUACCUCAAGUCUGCCGUGACUGCGGGAGCAUUGGUGCAGACCAAGGGCAAGGGAGCUACCGGAUCGUUCAAGCUGUCAGCCAAGUCCGACAAGCCCUCACCUGCCGCUUGA
This is a messenger RNA of Ixodes scapularis (black-legged tick), 363 nucleotides long. Its product is annotated as histone H1-III-like. Gene Ontology annotation, molecular function: double-stranded DNA binding; structural constituent of chromatin; nucleosomal DNA binding. Gene Ontology annotation, biological process: nucleosome assembly; negative regulation of DNA recombination; chromosome condensation. The transcript has a single exon. The coding region runs from base 1 to 363 and encodes 120 amino acids. Gene Ontology annotation, cellular component: nucleus; nucleosome. NCBI's taxonomy places the organism in Eukaryota, Metazoa, Arthropoda, Arachnida, Ixodida, Ixodidae. The record is from RefSeq and is a predicted model, not a curated record.